AUGACAGAGGAAAAUAAGACAAUGGUAACGGAAUUUAUUUUGGUAGGACUCUCGGACCAUCCCAGGGCUCAGAUUGUGCUCUUCUGCCUUCUUCUGGUUGUCUACUUGACCACUCUAUCUGGCAAUGGUUUUAUGAUUUUAGUCAUAGUUGCUGACUCUCACCUCCACACCCCUAUGUAUUUCUUCCUCAGCAACCUCUCCUUGAUAGACAUUUUCUACACUACUACCAGUGUACCAGAAGUCCUGGCUAACUGCAUAACUCACAGAACGUCUAUUUCUGUCAUGAACUGUUUGGUUCAGAUGAAUUGUGGCCUCUUUCUUGGAAUGACUGAGUGUCUCCUUCUAGCUGUCAUGGCAUAUGACUGUUUUGCUGCUGUGUGCCACCCCCUUCAUUACACUUUAAUGAUGAACAACAGGCUCUGCGUCAUUUUGGUGGCCUCAUCUUGGAUUACAGCUUUCCUGCUGACUGUAGUUCCUAUAUUUUUCAUGCCAGUGGAAUUCUGUGGUCCUAACAUCAUUAAUCAUUUUACGUGUGAGGCUCAGGCUGUCUAUAAAUUGGCCUGUUUGAACGCCCGCAUCAAUGAGAUUUUCUCAAUUGCUCGAGGCAUUCCCAUCCUGGUUGUGCCCUUCAUCUUCAUCAUGGUGACAUACAUCCGUAUUGGCCUGGCAGUGCUGAAGAUCUGCUCAGCACAGGGGCAGAGCAAAGCAUUCUCCACUUGUGGUUCUCACCUGAUUGUGGUCAGUAUAUUCUAUGGUUCAGCCAUGUCCAUUUACCUUCGGCCUCAGGAUUCCCACCAGGACAAGCUGAUUUCCCUAUUCUAUGGGGUGGUAACUCCUAUGCUCAACCCCAUGAUCUACAGUUUGAGAAAUAAGGACGUAAAGGGAGCUGUGUACAGAGUGAUCAGGAAGAAAGCCCCUGAAUGA
Messenger RNA from Elgaria multicarinata webbii, 924 nucleotides. RefSeq names its product olfactory receptor 13H1-like. The record is from RefSeq and is a predicted model, not a curated record. Gene Ontology annotation, biological process: G protein-coupled receptor signaling pathway; detection of chemical stimulus involved in sensory perception of smell. Gene Ontology annotation, cellular component: plasma membrane. Bases 1 to 924 code for a protein of 307 amino acids. NCBI's taxonomy places the organism in Eukaryota, Metazoa, Chordata, Lepidosauria, Squamata, Anguidae. The transcript is spliced from 2 exons. Gene Ontology annotation, molecular function: olfactory receptor activity; G protein-coupled receptor activity.